AUGCCUGAGGAACAACAACCCACUAACGUUAAUGGUCAAGCUGCUCCAGCUACGGCUGAGGGUGAGCCACCAAAGACCGCAAAACAAUUGGAAAAAGAAGCUAAGAAGGCUGAAAAAUUAGCUAAACUCCAGGCUAAGCUGGAAAAGAAGGCAGCCGCUGCUCCUGCCACAGCUGAGAAAAAGGAAAAACCUGAGAAAAAGACCAAGGAAACUAAGGAGGCUGCCGUUUACAAUGCCAACACCGCCCCUGGAGAAAUGAAAGAUAUCAGUGGACCACUGCCAGAUGCCUACAGUCCCGGCUAUGUAGAGGCCCAAUGGUAUAGUUGGUGGGAGAAAGAAGGUUUCUUCAAGCCUGAAUAUGGUCGUUCCAACAUUUUGGAAGAAAAUCCCAAAGGUAAAUUUGUCAUGGUUAUUCCUCCACCAAAUGUUACCGGCUCUCUGCAUUUGGGUCAUGCCCUUACCAAUGCCAUUGAAGACGCCAUCACCCGCUACAAUCGUAUGAAGGGUAAAACCACCUUAUGGGUACCCGGUUGUGAUCAUGCCGGUAUCGCCACACAAGUCGUAGUGGAAAAACUCUUAUGGCGUGAACAAAAGCUAACACGUCACGAUUUGGGUCGUGAAAAAUUCAUUGAAAAAAUUUGGGAUUGGAGACGUGAAAAAGGUGGUCGCAUUUAUGAUCAAUUGAAAUGUUUGGGUUCUUCAUAUGAUUGGUCUCGUGUUGCCUUCACCAUGGAUCCUAAGUUGUGCAAAGCUGUAACAGAAGCUUUUGUUCGUUUACACGAGGAUGGUAGCAUUUAUCGUAGCUCACGUUUGGUUAAUUGGUCGUGCACCCUGCGUUCGGCCAUUUCCGAUAUUGAAGUCGAUAAAAUUGAUAUUCCUGGCCGUACAUUCUUUGCCAUUCCCGGUUAUGAUGAGAAAGUGGAGUUUGGUGUUUUAGUUAAAUUCGCCUACAAGGUUGAAGAUUCCGAUGAGGAGAUCAUUGUGGCCACCACACGUAUUGAAACAAUGUUGGGUGAUACUGCUGUUGCCGUGCAUCCCAAUGAUGAACGUUACAAGCACUUGCAUGGUAAAUUUGUCAAACAUCCAUUCUGUUCGCGACGUCUACCCAUUGUUUGUGAUGAAUUUGUCGAUAUGAACUUUGGUACUGGUGCUGUGAAAAUCACCCCAGCGCAUGAUCCCAACGAUUAUGAAGUUGGCAAACGUUGCAAUUUGCCAUUCAUUACCAUCUUCAAUGAUGAUGGUUACAUUAUUGGUGAUUAUGGUGAAUUUACGGGUAUGAAACGUUUUAUCUGCCGUAAGAAGAUUUUGGAAAAACUCAAGGAAUUGGGUCUGUAUCGUGAAACUGUUAACAAUCCUAUGGUGGUGCCAUUCUGCAGUCGUUCCAAGGAUGUUGUCGAGCCAAUGAUCAAACCUCAGUGGUAUGUUAAAUGUUCGGAAAUGGCUGCCAAGGCAACGGAUGCUGUACGCAAUGGUGAACUUAAGAUUAUUCCUGAGCAUCACACCAAGAUUUGGUAUCACUGGAUGGAUGGUAUUCGUGAUUGGUGUGUGUCCCGUCAAUUGUGGUGGGGUCAUCGUAUUCCAGCAUAUUUUGUUACCUUUAAUGAUCCAUCAAUUGCAGCUGGUUCGUCCGAUGAUGAAGCCUACUGGGUUGUGGCCCGCACCCAAGAAGAAGCUUUGGCCAAGGCCGCCGAACGUUUCAAGGUAGAUGCCAGCAAAAUUGUCCUCAAACAAGACGAAGAUGUUUUGGAUACAUGGUUCAGCUCCGGCCUCUUCCCCUUCUCGGUGUUUGGCUGGCCCGAUAACACCGCCGAUUUGGAAGCCUUCUAUCCUACAUCAUUGUUGGAAACCGGUCAUGACAUUCUCUUCUUCUGGGUAGCUCGUAUGGUCUUCUUUGGCCAGAAAUUGUUGGGAAAACUUCCCUUCAAGGAGGUCUAUUUGCAUCCCAUGGUACGCGACGCCCAUGGCCGCAAAAUGUCUAAAUCACUGGGUAAUGUAAUUGAUCCCAUGGAUGUCAUCAAGGGUAUCAGCCUAGAGGGAUUACAUGCCCAAUUGGUUAACUCAAAUUUGGAUCCACGUGAAAUUGAAAAAGCCAAGGCUGGCCAGAAACAAGAUUUCCCCAAUGGCAUUCCCGAAUGUGGUUCGGAUGCUCUGCGUUUCGCCUUGUGUGCCUAUAUUACACAGGCACGUGAUAUUAAUUUGGAUAUUAACCGUGUGCAAGGUUAUCGUUUCUUCUGCAACAAGCUGUGGAAUGCCACUAAAUUUGCUCUGAUGUACUUUACCGGAGAUGAGAAAUUCAACUCGAACUUCCAAUUGGAUGGCAGUGAAAAUAACAUGGAUGUUUGGAUUUUAUCACGGCUUUCAGCUGCCGUUGAGGCUUGCAACAAUGGUUUUGAGCAAUAUGAUUUUGCUGCUGCCACCACAGCUUGCUACAGCUUUUGGUUAUACGAUUUGUGUGAUGUUUAUUUGGAAUGUUUGAAACCCAUAUUCCAAAGUGGUACCGAUGAUCAAAAGGUGGCCGCACGUAAGACAUUGUUUGCCUGUUUGGAUUUGGGUCUUAAGUUGCUGUCACCAUUUAUGCCUUUCAUUACCGAGGAAUUGUAUCAACGUUUGCCACGUGCUGACAACACACCUAGUAUAUGUGUGACAUCAUAUCCUGACAACACUUAUUGGCGCAAUGAACAAGUCGAAAAGGAUGUUGAAUUUAUGCAAAAGGCCGCCCGCAUCAUACGUUCCGCCCGUUCUGACUACAAUUUGCCCAACAAAACAAAGACCGAGGCCUAUAUUGUCUGCACGGACUCGCAACCCAAUGAAAUACUCAAGAAAUAUGCCAGUGAUUUGGCCACUGUUUCGUAUUGUUCCAAGAUUGAAUUCGAUCAAACUCCACCCGCCGGUUGCGCAAUUCUUACUGUUACCGGUCAAUGUGAGGUGCAUCUAUUGUUGAAGGGUCUCAUUGAGGCUGACAAAGAAAUUGCCAAGCUGCAAAAGAAACAAGCCCAAUUGGAACAGGCUGUUGCCAAACUAAAACAAGCCAUGGCUGCCAGUGAUUAUACCACAAAGGUACCUGCCGAAGUUCAGACUGCCAACACUGAGAAAUUGGCACAAUCUGAAAGUGAAAUUCAACGCAUUACCCAGGCCAUGGAGACUUUGAAAUUAAUGUAAGGUGC
This is a messenger RNA of Musca vetustissima, 3164 nucleotides long. It is a transcript of the gene ValRS, whose product is annotated as valine--tRNA ligase. Gene Ontology annotation, biological process: valyl-tRNA aminoacylation. The transcript is spliced from 5 exons. Gene Ontology annotation, molecular function: aminoacyl-tRNA deacylase activity; ATP binding; valine-tRNA ligase activity. NCBI's taxonomy places the organism in Eukaryota, Metazoa, Arthropoda, Insecta, Diptera, Muscidae. Gene Ontology annotation, cellular component: cytosol. The record is from RefSeq and is a predicted model, not a curated record. The coding region runs from base 1 to 3159 and encodes 1052 amino acids.